This is a messenger RNA of Phalaenopsis equestris, 1383 nucleotides long. Its product is annotated as squamosa promoter-binding-like protein 17. The record is from RefSeq and is a predicted model, not a curated record. The transcript is spliced from 3 exons. The coding region runs from base 316 to 1365 and encodes 349 amino acids. Lineage: Eukaryota; Viridiplantae; Streptophyta; Magnoliopsida; Asparagales; Orchidaceae. Gene Ontology annotation, molecular function: DNA binding. Gene Ontology annotation, cellular component: nucleus.
CCCUACUUGUUUAACUACAUCAUUUACACAUAAUAAAAAUGGUUUUUAACUGUCUCCCUACUUGUUUAACUACAUCAUUUACACAUAAUUCCUCAAAUGUGUCGCAUCCUACUGCUCUCUGAUUUCUGCAAGUGUUGUCGCAGAACACUAGACCCAGAAUGGCUGUUGUCGGCUCUGUAGAGGACCCUGGAGGACCCAGACAUAGCUAAGUUCUCCACUUUUUAGCCUUAUAGAGAAAAAAAACUGUGCAGCUUCUUGUCUCAAUCUUUUCUCUUCCACUGAGGCCAUGUGGGAGAAACAGUAGAGGGCUCAGAAAUGGAGAAGAGCUCGAGUUCUGCUGCUAAUGGCUACGGUGACUCUCUCAAUGGUCUCAAGUUUGGAAAGAAGAUCUACUUUGAGGAUGUGGGAGGCAGUGGAAGCUCAUCCAAAUCCAUGGCUGCGGUUGGAAAGAAGGGGAAGGGAGUUGCAGCUGUAGGAGGAGGGCAGCAGAAGGCACCAAGAUGUCAAGUUGAAGGCUGCAAUUUGGAUCUUACAGGGGCUAAGGCUUAUUACUGCAGGCAUAAGGUCUGUGGGAUGCACUCAAAGUCUCCUAGGGUUAUUGUUGCAGGGCUUGAGCAGAGAUUUUGUCAGCAGUGCAGCAGGUUCCAACUUCUACCCGAAUUCGACCAGGGGAAGCGAAGUUGCCGCAGACGUCUAGCCGGACACAACGAACGUCGAAGAAAGCCACAUCCCGGGCCUCUAACAUCGCGAUGCGGCAGGCUAUCCUUCCAUGAGGACGACAGCAGAUAUAGAAUCUUCUUGAAGGACUUCAGUUAUCCAAGUUCGCAUGGUGCAUCAAGAGAUAUAUGGCCAAUGAUGCGAAACGACCAGGCACUCAAUAAUCAGUGGCACGGGAGCUACAAUACUCGCAUCGGGGCCGUCACAAACCAUUAUCCUACUUUCCUAUCUGCUUUUGAGCAAGCAUCAAGUGAUUGCCUUACAGGUGUCUCAGACUCCAGCUGUGCUCUCUCUCUUCUGUCAAACCAGCCAUGGGGCUCGAACAUCAUGGCCUCGGCUCCACCUAGAAACCACCCACCUAGAAACCAUGAAGCUCCGCUGAUAUCGGCGGGCACUGGAAUCAGAGGUGGCUCGAUGGCUCAAAUAAACAUGGCAAGCAGCAACAUGAGUUGCCCGUGGAUGUUUAGAGAUCAUUCCUCCUGGAGUAGUUCGCUUGAUAUGGGGCUUCGACAGUUGUCAGAUGCAGGCAAUGGCCACUUCUCGAGUGAGCUUGAGUUGGCUCUGCAGGAUAACAGGCAGUGUGAUGAUGAGAUUGGCCACCGUGAGGUCUUUGAUCAUGAUCAUUCUGCUAUGCAUUGGUCUCUUUGAAGUAGUACUGUUUGCUUC